GAGGCGGACGGGGCGCGCCGUGUAUUAGUUAAAGUAGAGUACGUAGUAUGUAAGCUUCGCUCAGUGUUUCCCGCCUCAGGCCAUCAAUUGUCUCCGCCUUUACUCUCCACCAAUCAUAUCUCUUGGAUUCCCCGUCAUCGCCCACUGCAUGGCUGGACGGGAGUCGCUUUCAGUUUCAACUUCGAGCCUCAAGCCUCUCCUUCGUCCCUUUCCGCUGUCCUGCACCUACUUUGACCUUUCCGACUUGCUCCAUAACUGAUUACAGCACCAAAGAUGCUGUCUCAACGGAUCUUGGCCCGGCGCCUGCCCCAGGUGGCCGCCCGCUCCACCGUCCCUCGUGCUUCGUUCUCCCAGCUUCGCAGUCUGGCCGCGCCGGAGCUUGAUGACCCCCUUCAGGUACCAUCUUUCCACGGCUUGCAGAACGGCAACUACCAGAACCCUCCCCGUAUGAAACGGGCCUUCAGAGAUCCCUAUGGCGACUGGUGGGACAAGCAGGAACGCCGCAACUUCGGCGAGCCUGUUCACGAGGAGAACGAAAUUCUAGGUGUCUUCAGCCCUGAGCAAUAUACCCAUGUGACGUCUGGCAAGGGUAUCCUUCAGAUCGGAGCCUUCAUCGUGGCUUUCCUCGGCUUGUGCGGAACCGUCAGCCUUUUCUACCCUGAUAAGCCCAGCGUUCCCAGGACCUUCCCCGACGGUUUGGAGAAGGAGCUGGGUGGACCCAGGGCUGUGCCCGCCCGUAAAUCUGGCGAAGACUCGUGGUGAUCGAAUUAACCUCUGAUGCGAUGUAAAUAAGUACAAUAUGAUUUUCGCUGUUGUUUUCAACCUUCCAUGCGUGGUUUCAGCGAACAUUGGUGCAGCGGAGAAGGGUCA
Aspergillus japonicus CBS 114.51 is the source of this 870-nucleotide messenger RNA. RefSeq lists its product as uncharacterized. Bases 274 to 762 code for a protein of 162 amino acids. NCBI's taxonomy places the organism in Eukaryota, Fungi, Ascomycota, Eurotiomycetes, Eurotiales, Aspergillaceae. The transcript has 4 exons. The record is from RefSeq and is a predicted model, not a curated record. Gene Ontology annotation, cellular component: mitochondrion.